This is a messenger RNA of Hydra vulgaris (swiftwater hydra), 2918 nucleotides long. RefSeq lists its product as uncharacterized. NCBI's taxonomy places the organism in Eukaryota, Metazoa, Cnidaria, Hydrozoa, Anthoathecata, Hydridae. The record is from RefSeq and is a predicted model, not a curated record.
AGCAAACCAUAACACUCGGGUCCCGCGCCGUAUUUGUCUGGGCUAGCCUGGGUUUCCCAGCCUGGGUUCAGCGAGGUUUUUGUGUCGGUUUCAGAGUGGGUCCCGUGUAGAUUUCGCGAACCAUCACGUAUAUAAAUUCCACUGCGAACACAUUAGAAAUCCAAUAAAAUUUAAUUUUUUAAGCGACUUGGAAAUUUUGAGCUUUUAAUUUAUAGAUUUAUCUAUGUUAUAUACAUAGACUAUGUAUUUAUUUAUAUGAAAUGUUUAUAUAAACGUUUAUAUGUUUUAUAUGUAAUGUUUAUAUAAUUAUAUACACAUUUAAAUGUUAUUUAUGCUAUUUCGUAUAAUGAAUUAUUUCAAUAUACGAAAUAUAUUUAAAUAGUUUAUUUUAUUUUAUUUAUUAUACGAAAAUUCGUGUUUCGACAGGUAAUCUAUUGCAUGUUUCAUUAGAUAACUGUUGCAUGUUUUAGCUAACCAUAGUUGUUGGUUUGUAUUAUCUUUACAUAUUUAUUAUUUAAACAACAGCUGUUAUCAGAAAAUAUUAACUAAAUUUAAAAAUGGCAACAUUUAACGUUAAUUUCAAGACGUGUUCAGAUAGAACAAAAAGAAGAAGAAUUAAUUCAAGAGUUACAAAUAUACUGACAGAGUUAUCUCAGAAAGAUAAACAUGAAAGUAUUUCCAUGCUAGAUAAUCCUGAUAUUACUUCAAGGACUGUGAAUGACAUAAGCUUUAGUAGUUGUAAAAAAAGUUUUGAUCAAAAUGCAAAUAGGCACAAAAAUCGAAAUGAACAUUUAGCUAUUUUUGAUAGAUCUCAAACCGAGUUUUCAGAAAUGCUCUCUGAUGGUAAUGAAAAUAAAUCAAGUGUUGAUUAUAUUAGUUGUGGUUUGGAAGUUGAUAAAGUUAUCAGCACCUUAAGUGAUGAUACUGAUGAUAAUAAUAAAAGUGAUGAAUUUACACUAGGUAAUAAAUUGCAAGAUUGGGCAAUAACCUAUCGUGUAUCUCAUUCAGCUUUAGGAAGUUUAUUACGCAUAUUGAAUCCAUUACACUGUAAUCUUCCUAUUGAUUCAAGAACUCUUUUAAAUACUUGCCGAAAUGUUGACAUCAAGCAUGUUGCAGGUGGAGAAUAUUAUUAUUUUGGGGUGAAGUAUUGGAUACAAAAUAUUUUUAAAUUCAAUCUGCCCAAUUCUCAAGUUGAACUUUUACAUAUUCAUAUCAACAUAGAUGGUGUACCACUUUUUAACAGCAAUUCUAUUUCUUUUUGGCCAAUUCUUGGUUCACUGAAAGAGUGUCCGUUAAGCGGAACUUUUCCUAUUGCUAUUUAUAGUAGUACAAAAAAACCUACUUCUCUUGAUGAAUAUUUGAAUGAUCUUGUUUCAGAAAUGAAGACGUUAAAGCAACAUGAGUUUUUGUUUAAUAAUAAAACUUACAGAGUGAAAAUUGAUGCUAUAAUAUGCGAUACACCAGCAAGGGCAUUUAUUAAAUGUAUUAAGCCUCACUCUGGUUAUAAUUCAUGUGAGAGAUGUAUGCAGCGUGGUAAGUGGUGUAACAAAAUCACACUACCUAAUAUAGCAGCACCAAUAAUUACAGACUUUAUCUUUACUGAGCGUCAGUAUUCUAAACAUCAUGUAGGUACUUCACCAUUGGAGGAGUUGGGUUGUGGUAUGGUUACAGAAUUUCCGUUAGAUUAUAUGCACAUUGUGUGUUUAGGUGUUAUGCGCAGGAUUCUGUUUCAAUGGAUUCAUGGACCGCGUGGGUAUUGUAAGCUAUCUCAGUUACAGUUAUCUAUGAUAUCUGACAACUUAGCUGUUAUUCGUAAACACAUCCCGAGAGAGUUUUCACGAAAACCAAGAUCUCUUUCAGAAUAUAAAAAAUGGAAAGCGACUGAAUUAAGACAAUUUUUAUUGUACACUGGGCCCGUUGUCUUGAAAAAUGUUCUAAAAGACACAGUUUAUUCAAAUUUCCUCGAUUUGUCUGUUGCCAUACGAAUAUUGCUCAGCCCAAAUUUAUUGUCAAAAAAUCUUGACUAUGCCGAACAACUUUUAAAAUACUUUGUGGUAACAUUUUCAAAGUUAUAUGGUGAAAAUCAACUUGUAUAUAAUAUUCAUUCUUUAAUACAUUUACCAAGUGAUGCUAAACGUUAUGGUGUUCUUGAUAACAUUUCAGCGUUUAGAUAUGAAAGUUACCUAGGAAGAUUAAAAAAGUUAGUUCGGAAGCCACAAAAUCCAACUGGUCAAGUGGUACGUCGAAUUAUUGAAGGGCACUGCAACGUCAAUGAAGUCACUUCCAAUAAAAAACCUAUCUUGAAGAAGAUUCAUUUUGAUGGUCCUAUUCCUGUUGAAUACCAAUCUUAUAUCCAGUUUGAACAAUACUAUGGACCGGACUAUUUUGUUUCCACAUCCAUUGGAGAUAAUUGUUUUACAAUUGAAAAUCCAGUUAGUUCGAUUUCACUUUCAAUAUACUUUGUGACCAAACUUACUGGCAUAAGACGAACCUUUCCUGUUACUAGUCUAGUGACCAAGUAUCUUCUACUCCCAUUUAAACAAGGAUUUGUUGCUUUACCUCAAAUGCAUUUCUCAUAAGUUGUAACAAAAUUGUUUUCAAGUUUUUGCCAUAUUUAUAUAGUUUACAUUGUGAAUGUUUUAAAUACGAUUUUUUGUUCCAUAAAUAAAUAAAUAUAAAAAAGUUUCGGCUUUGACAGGCUUAGUUGUGAUAUUAUUUUAGAUUAUUUUCAUUUGGUUUAAAAAAGUUACAGAAUGAGUAAGUUAUUAGAGUUAUGAUUACAUGACAUUGUUUAUUUAAUUUCAGAGGGGUUUUUACAAUAAUAAAUUUUCAAAAAUGUAUGCUGUUCUCGAAUAUAUUGAAACUAAAGAGAUAGAUUUUCUGCCAAUCAAGUGGAUGGUUGAUAGACUCAACUGGGA